Messenger RNA from Callorhinus ursinus (northern fur seal), 687 nucleotides. Its product is annotated as C-C motif chemokine 15-like. Lineage: Eukaryota; Metazoa; Chordata; Mammalia; Carnivora; Otariidae. The record is from RefSeq and is a predicted model, not a curated record. Gene Ontology annotation, molecular function: CCR chemokine receptor binding; chemokine activity. Gene Ontology annotation, biological process: cell chemotaxis; inflammatory response; positive regulation of GTPase activity. Gene Ontology annotation, cellular component: extracellular region.
AUGCUGUCUAUCGUAUAGCCAAAGAACAGCACUCUGAACCUCUGCCCUGGGACUUCCUGAUCCUCCUCUCUUAUAAAUACGAGGGCAGAGCUGGGAUCCCACAGAGUCAGAGAGCCGAAAGCCAGGAGUCCUCAGACCGGCUCUGCCUGCUACUGGGAAGAUGAAGUUCUUCGUGGCUGCCCUCCCCUUCCUCAUUCUUGCUACCGCCCUUGGAUCCCGGGUCCACGUCCUUCAUGAACCCAUGGUGGCGAAACUUCAGCAUGAACCCUUAAUACAGAUGGAAGGUAAAGCAGGCUUUCACCGUCCCACUGACUGCUGCCCCGACUACAAACGAAAAAUUCGAUGUGCAAACAUGAAAGAUUUUUUUGAAACAAGCAGUGGGUGCUCCCGGCCAGGUGUCAUCUUCCUCACCAAGAAGGAGAGGCUUGUCUGUGCUGACCCCCUUGAUUUGGAAGUUCAGAAUUGCAUGAGGUCCCUGAGGAAGAACCUAACAAUGCAGAUGUGAGAAAGAGGAGGCUUGCUUGAGAAGAAGGAAUACCAGGGGCCACUCACCCCACCUCCACUUGGUUUGUCCCAACUCCCUCCUGGGAUUUUCUUGGCCUGAAUUAUUUUUCGAAAAGUAACAACUACUGUUCUUUCUGUUCUGGUCAUAAAAGCAAUGCAUUAAUAAAGAGUAUCUGAUGUAAC